AUGUCAGGCCACAACCUCCAUAAUGCCCUCCUACGACCUCCAAUCAUCCAAAUUCUCCGCGCUCAAGGAUUCCAUUCUACGCGCCCAUCAGUCCUAGAGUCACUCUCUGAAUUAACGGGACGAUAUCUCAUGAUCCUGGCCUCCGCAACAGCUGCGCACGCCGCCAACGCGCAUCCCGAAGAUCCAUCUCCAGUCCUCGAAGACGUCUACCAAGCUCUCCAAGAUGCCGGCGCACUACGACCGCAAUUAAGAGAAUGGGAGGAGGAAUGGGCUGGAGAAGAAGAUCUGCGUGGCCUCGAGUCACUGCUUGGAUGGAUCACGGGACCUGUCCACCGUGAGAUUCGGCGCAUUGCAGGCUUUGUCCCGAGUGAAGGAGAUAUGGUGGAUUCGGACGCGAUUGAGAAAGAAGACUUCCUGACAGCGUUGAAGAAGAAGCACAGUAAGACUGGUGAAGAAUCUCGAUACGCGGGGACAGUCUUGGGCAAGAGCGCGGAUGAGCACCCAGUUAUUCUUGAAGGUGGUGCACCGAGUAUCCGAGAAUGGGGCACGCAAAUACGAUCUCGGGCUCCUGUGAGUCCCGGUGCGAGUGAUACUUCGGGUGUUAGUAGCGCCCCAAGUCACCUAUCGGAAGAAGAUCGCAUGGAAGUGUGA
This is a messenger RNA of Penicillium subrubescens, 651 nucleotides long. RefSeq names its product Bromodomain associated domain protein. NCBI's taxonomy places the organism in Eukaryota, Fungi, Ascomycota, Eurotiomycetes, Eurotiales, Aspergillaceae. The transcript has a single exon. The record is from RefSeq and is a predicted model, not a curated record. Bases 1 to 651 code for a protein of 216 amino acids. Gene Ontology annotation, molecular function: protein heterodimerization activity.